Molecule: messenger RNA, 2157 nt
Organism: Aegilops tauschii subsp. strangulata
Lineage: Eukaryota; Viridiplantae; Streptophyta; Magnoliopsida; Poales; Poaceae
Source: RefSeq, a predicted model, not a curated record
UAUCUUCCUUGCCCAACGAAAUUCAGUUCAUAGUGAUCUAGCCAUGGCGAUCAAGCUUAUAGCAAUAGCCUUUUUCUUGCUCCUUCUAGCCUUUGCUGAGUGUAGCGACGGGGGUGAACCUCCAUCUUCUCAAAAAGAAACUUUUGGUGAAACUGUGUAUGCGGUACAUUGGGAUUCCCCUUCAAAAGGAGAAGGUUUUGGGGCUAGUGCUUAUAAGGUGGAUUGGAACCCAGAAGAUGCACCUUCCAAAGAAAAAGGUUUUGGGGCAAGUGCUUAUAAGGUGGAUUGGAAACCAGAAGAUGCACCAUCUGAAGAAAAAGGUUUUGGUGCAAGUGCUUAUAAGGUGGAUUGGAAACGAGAAGAUGCAUCUUCCAAAGAAAAAGGUUUUGGGGCAAGUGCUUAUAAGGUGGAUUGGAAAUCAGAAGAUGCACCUUCCGAACAAAAAGGUUUUGGGGCAAGUGCUUAUAAGGUGGAUUGGAAACCAGAAGAUCCAUCUUCCAAACAAAAUGGUUUUGGGGCAAGUGCUUAUAAGGUGGAUUGGAAACGAGAAGAUGCACCUUCCAGAGAACAAGGUUUUUGGGCAAGUCCUUAUAAGGUAGAUUGGAAACUAGACGAUGCACCUUCCACAGAAGAAAAAGGUUUUGGGGCAAGUGCUUAUAAGGUGGAUUGGAAAUCAAAAGAUGCACGUUCCAAAGAAAAAGGUUUUAGGGCAAGUGCUUAUAAGGUACAUUGGAAACCAGAAGAUGCAUCUUCCAAACAAAAAGGUUUUGGGGCAAGUGCUUAUAAGGUGGAUUGGAAACGAGAAGAUGCAUUUUCCAAACAAAAUGGUUUUCGGGCAAGUGCUUAUAAGGUGGAUUGGAAACCAGAAGAUGCACCUUCCAGAGAACAAGGUUUUGGGGCAAGUGCUUAUAAGGUGGAUUGGAAACGGGACGAUGCACCUUCCACAGAAGAAAAAGGUUUUGGGGAAAGUGCUUAUAAGGUGGAUUGGAAAUCAGAAGAUGCACCUUCCGAAGAAAAAGGUUUUGGGGCAAGUGCUUAUAAUGUGGAUUGGAAACCAGAAGAUACAACUUCCAAACAAAAAGGUUUUGGGGCAAGUGCUUAUAAGGUGGAUUGGAAACCAGAAGUUGCACCUUCUAUUCCUACAGGAGAAGAAGGUUUUGGGGCAAGUGUUUAUAAGGUGGAUUGGAAACCAGAAGAUGCACGUUCCAAAGAAAAAAGUUUUGGGGCAAGUGCUUAUAAGGUGGAUUGGAAAUCAGAAGAUGCACCUUCUGAAAAAGGUUUUGGGGAAAGUGCUUAUAAAGUUGAUUGGAAACUAGAAGAUUCAACUUCCAAAAAAAACGAUUUUGAUGGAAGUGCUUAUGUGGUACAUUGGGAUCCAAAUCUUGCACACUCUCCUUCCUCCAUUCCCGAAGAACUAGAGAAACGCGGAGAUGUAAAAUUUCAAACCGGCAUGUUAUUCCUGAAGAAGAAUCUACACAUUGGCACUACACUGCCUGAAGGAACCAUGUUUGCACGAGAUGGUGCACCAAAGUCUAUUCAUUUUUCCUCUACUCCGUUGGAGUCAAAGUACUUGACAACCAUCCUUUCAUACUUCAAAUUACCACACGGCUCGAUGAAGGCAAACCAGGUAGCUGACACCCUUCAUUCAUGUGGGAAACCGGCUGACAAGGAGGAACCUCACAUGUGUUUCUCAUCCCGCGAAGCAAUGGCAAGGUUCGCCACCCGAGAAUUGGGAGUCAGCAGCGCACGAGCAGCCAUUACAAGGAUUCAUGGGCAUGAGAACCCUAGCUCCAUGUAUGUCGUGGAACAGAUCACCCAACUCAACAGUAAUGUGGUGCCAUGCCACCCUAUGGAUUUUCCAUAUGAGGUUUUUUAUUGCCAUCGGCCAAAACAAGUGCAAUCUUUGAGGGUGCAACUCAAGGAUUUGAAAGAUGGCAUGUCGCGUGUGACGGCAAUAGCCAUGUGUCACAUGAACACAUCUGAUUGGGACACACAGUACUUCGAGCUAUUAGACGGAGAGCGUGGUGAACCUAUUUGCCACUACAUGCCUACCGAUUACAUCAUGUUCUAUUAGAUAUAUUUAAAGUUGCUGCUAAACUAUGUAAUCUUGUUAUCUAAUCAAUAAAGCAUGCCGAGUGUCCAGACUUUGCUCAAAAA